Molecule: messenger RNA, 1861 nt
Organism: Elgaria multicarinata webbii
Lineage: Eukaryota; Metazoa; Chordata; Lepidosauria; Squamata; Anguidae
Gene: RSRC2
Product: arginine and serine rich coiled-coil 2
Exons: 10
Coding region: 210-1418 (402 amino acids)
Source: RefSeq, a predicted model, not a curated record
CAGCGCGCUCGUCGCUCGCUUGCUGAGGGGGCCGGAGCCGCGGAGAAGCCGCCGCCGCCGCCGCCAGCGCUAGGCGAGGAGGACCGACAAGCGCCCCGUUCCCCCUCCCCUGUACCCCAACCCCGACAUGGCGGCUAGCGAUUCAGAGCGGGAGACCGUAGCCCCAGAAAAAUCAUCUCCUGAUAGAGAGAAGAAAAAGGAACGCUCAGAUGCAUCUAGUUCUCCUAGAACUUCAAAACACCAUUACUCAAGGUCACGUUCACGAUCAAGAGAAAGAAAACGAAAGUCGGAUAAUGACGGGAAAAAAUACAGAAGCCGGAGCAGAAGCAAAGAGAACCAACUUCUUCUUAAAACAGGCAAGAAGACAUGGGUCCAAAGAGAAGUCCUCCAAGAAACAUAAGUCAGAAGAUCAUAAUGACAAAGAACACUCCUCUGAAAAAGGGAGAGAGAGCGUGAGCACUUCUGAAAAUGGUGAGGAUCGGCAUAAACGAAAGGAGAAGAAAUCCUCAAGGGGACGGAGUCAUUCGAGAUCUAAAUCUCGCGAAAGGCGUCAUCGUAGUAGAAGCCGUGAUAGAAAAAAGUCACGAUCUCGAAGCCGAGAUAAAAAGCGGCGUGUAAGAUCACGUUCUAGAUCAAGAUCUAGACACAGGCAUCGGAGCAGGAGCAGGAGCAGAACUAGGAGUAGAAGCAGGGAAAGGAAGAAGAGACCUGAAAAACCCAGAAGAUUCAGCAGAAGUCACAGCAGAACUCCUAGUCCGCCACCUUUUAGGGGAAGAAAUACAGCAAUGGAUGCACAGGAAGCACUGGCUAGAAGAUUGGAAAGAGCAAAAAAACUGCAAGAACAGAGAGAAAAAGAACUGGUUGAAAAACAGAAGCAACAAGAAAUAGCUGCUGCGGCAGCUGCCACAGGUGGUUCUGUCAUCAAUGUUGCGGCUCUUCUGGCCUCUGGGACACAAGUCACUCCUCAGAUAGCUAUGGCAGCUCAAAUGGCUGCCCUGCAAGCAAAGGCCCUUGCUGAGACAGGCAUCGCCGUACCAAGCUAUUAUAAUCCAGCAGCAGUGAAUCCUAUGAAGUUUGCCGAACAGGAAAAGAAGCGGAAAAUGUUGUGGCAAGGCAAAAAAGAAGGGGAUAAAUCACAAUCUGCAGAAAUCUGGGAGAAACUGAACUUUGGAAAUAAGGACCAAAAUGUUAAAUUUAGAAAAUUAAUGGGUAUUAAGAGUGAAGAGGAAACCGCUGCUGCUGCUGCUGCUGGUGGUGGUAGCUCAGUAGAUGAAGAAAGUUAUAAGACUUUGAAGCAGCAGGAAGAAGUAUUCAGAAACCUAGAUGCACAAUAUGAAAUGGCAAGGUCACAGACGCACACACAAAGAGGAAUGGGUUUGGGAUUUACAUCUUCGAUGCGAGGAAUGGACGCUGUUUGAAUGGACGUGAUCUUAAAGCCUGGGACUUUGUCAAAAAUUCUCGUUCAGAUAUUGGGUCCUUGUUCACCAAAAGCUAGCAUCCUAGCUUGCAUGGGUGUUGCAUUGACUUUAAUUUAUUGACAUUACAAUUUUUGUAAAUAUCAGAUCAGUGAUAACUGGUGUUCCAUGUUGUAAUCAGGUUAUACUCACUUCCAUUAUAUUUCACAGAGCUUAUAGAAGGACAUUUUUAGUUCUGUGGUUUCAAAACAGAACAGGUGAGGGUAAACUCAUACAUGGAUAUUUUGUGUCCACUGUCUUGUGUACUUUUGUACUUUACUCUUGUACAGUUAUUUUCAACUCUUGAAACAUAAAACACAUUGUGUAGUUGUUAAUCUAGCAGACUGGGCCAGUGGGUAUAUAAUGCAGUGCAAAACCUGGUUAAUAAAAAUGUUUUUUCUCAAAUA